Chinchilla lanigera (long-tailed chinchilla) is the source of this 2676-nucleotide messenger RNA. It is a transcript of the gene Ppp3r1, whose product is annotated as protein phosphatase 3, regulatory subunit B, alpha. Gene Ontology annotation, molecular function: calcium ion binding; calcium-dependent protein serine/threonine phosphatase regulator activity. NCBI's taxonomy places the organism in Eukaryota, Metazoa, Chordata, Mammalia, Rodentia, Chinchillidae. The transcript is spliced from 6 exons. Bases 16 to 564 code for a protein of 182 amino acids. The record is from RefSeq and is a predicted model, not a curated record.
AGUAAUGAGAACCCAAUGCCAUGUGUGGAGACACCUCUUUAUCUAGCAACCUGCGGAAAUGAGGCAAGUUACCCUUUGGAAAUGUGCUCACACUUUGAUGCUGAUGAAAUUAAAAGGUUAGGAAAAAGAUUUAAGAAGCUUGAUUUGGACAAUUCUGGUUCUUUGAGUGUGGAAGAGUUUAUGUCUUUGCCUGAAUUACAACAGAAUCCUUUAGUACAGCGAGUAAUAGAUAUAUUCGACACAGAUGGGAAUGGAGAAGUAGACUUUAAAGAAUUCAUUGAGGGCGUCUCUCAGUUCAGUGUCAAAGGAGAUAAGGAGCAGAAGUUGAGGUUUGCUUUCCGUAUCUACGACAUGGAUAAAGAUGGCUAUAUUUCCAAUGGGGAGCUCUUCCAGGUUUUGAAGAUGAUGGUGGGGAACAACCUGAAAGACACACAAUUACAGCAAAUUGUAGACAAAACUAUAAUAAAUGCAGAUAAGGAUGGAGAUGGAAGAAUAUCCUUUGAAGAAUUUUGUGCUGUUGUAGGUGGCCUAGAUAUCCACAAAAAGAUGGUGGUAGAUGUGUGACUCUUUGAAGAGUACCACCCAACACUUUUGCUUUCUUCUCCAUCUCUGAAGAUCUGCUCAAGACGUCCAGCAAUGCUCUCUGUGUAUUUAAAUGGAAGUAUUUUUCUCUGUGAAGCCACAUUUUCCAACAUGAGCCUCAUGAAGCCAACUAAGUGUUAUUGAACUCUUCUUCUCUCAAUAACUCAGUGUAGCACUUUAAAGUCUGAAGGACAGCAACAUGAAAAGAGCAUAUCAAUGUGGUGGAGAAAGGGAAGGGGUUGGCUUUUUAAUUUAUUUUUCUUCAUCUUUUAUAACAAGAAAGUAUCUAUAUAUACAUAUGUAAAUAUUUAUAUAUAGAUAUAUGUAGCUUUCUAUAUAUGUAGUAGGUUGGCUUUAAUUUAAUAUACUUGAUUCAGAAACAAAACGAUAGAGUACAAAAGUGCCAAGCAGAACAUAAAACAUCCUUACUUUUAUUUCACACAGUUUUAUAUGUAGAUAGAAGAUUGUACAAUUUGAACUGGGUGUUAGGCCAGCUAUUUACCUGUGCUUUCUCCUUUGAGAGAUUGACAAAGCAUUUGUUAAUGUCCUAUUAUUUACCUUAAUUACAUUUUUGUAACAAAGGAGUCUGUAACUUUAUUUAUACCUAUGAAUAUAUUUCCUGGGACUGUGUCUCAUUGCUGAGCAGCUUUUAAUCCAUCUGUGGCUGAGGAGAAAGUAUAGUUCAGUGCUGCUGCCAAGAGCUAGUUCUUGUAUUCGUAUGUAACUAGCUAGUUCUUGUAUCCUUAUGCACAGUGCUAUGGCCGCUUCUUUCUGUUACUUUGUAACUAGGAGGCAUUGCAUUUAGUAAAUGUCCCUGAGUAAUUGUAAUCACCAGUUGUGGUUUUAUGCAUAAAGGCCAGAGCGUCUGAGGCAAUCAUGAUUUCUCUUAUGCAUUACUUAAUGAAGAAAACCUGAAGUAAUCAUGUAACUGCUUAGCAUAUCCAUUUGUUCCAUUAUACAUGGGUAAAUAAUUUGUCAUUAAACUGGUAUUUGACCCAUAAAUUUUUCUUACGUGUUUCAAAAGAUUUCCAGCUAAUCUAAAAAGCUGGUGAUACUUAUAUAUUCAAAUGCCCUCCUGUAUUUGUGAUUUAAAUGGGAGAAAUAUUGCUAAUAUUGCCACAGAAGAGCAAAAUUUCAUCCAAACUUACACUUUAAUUCCUUUGUCACAAGGCGUAGAGGGUGCGUGAUUUUUUUUGUUUGCCCAUAUAAUUGGUGACAAGUGAUAACUGAAUAAAUUUGUGUGAUAUAAAAGUAGUGUAUCAUGUUCCACCACUUGAUGUUAUCCCUUCCCUUUUCUGCAAAGGUACUAUUGGCUGGAAGAAAACAUUUUGGUCAGCUUCAUGUGACAGUAGUCUUUCCCUAUACAGUUUUUCUAUAAAAACUGGUUUUGCAAUCAUGAGUGGUUAAAGGGCAGGUCGAAUCACAGUGAAUGAAACUUAAAUUGAGCACACCUGCCUGCUAUCGCUGUUCCUUCAACUGAGUGCUGCACAUCAUGGGCUCUGUCUGUGAGAGAAAAAUCCCGGUGCUUGGUGUCCUUGCAUGACAUGGAGUUUUGCAUGUAGAUCGAUUUAAAAUGUACCUCUUGUUUACAUAAUUUGCAUAAUUUUAAAAGAUAAUGUUGCCAAACUUUGGAAAUGUUAAUGUUCAAACUGAAAAUCUCCACUACAUGUAACUUUCUUCCUCUGGAUCAGUACGUGGCUUACAAUCCCGGCCAGUGGUUUGAUCUGUUCCAGUGUCAACUGCCAUGUGCUCUGCUUCAAGGGGGAACUAGUCUUUUGUGAAUUUUUUGUACAUAAUUGUUACAAAUAUUUUAGCAAAUGCUUUCUAUUUCUCUUGCUUGUGCAUAUCUUGGCUGGCGUUACAGAAAAAUAGUGCAAACAUUAUUUCCUUACUGGGGAAUGAGGGUUUUUCUUUCUUUUUUUUCUUCUUCUCUUUUUCCCCUUUUUUAGUUGGUGUGUAGGGGUGGGUAGGGAGGGAUGGUUUAUGUUGAAUGUUUAGUUUUUCUUCUGCAUGAUACGUCAUGUUGUGGGAUCUUUAGAAAACUUCAUACUGUAUGAAUAAGAAAAUAAAAUAUUUGAAACUUGCUUGAAUGUA